AGAUGCGUCCCAGCUAGAGAGCCAGGUCUCCAGCUUGUUCCUCCACUGCCCGGCGCAGUCCUUCGCUGCGCGCUGACCCCGAGGAAGGCAGUGCUUGGUCAGGGCGCUGAGGGACCCUCCACCGGGACGCCGGCCCCUCCCCGGGCCUCUGCUCACUUGCCCCCCACUCCCUAGUCCGUCCCCCUAGUAGGCCUGUCGGAUCGGGGACGUGGGGCGAGCUGAGAGCAGGCCCGGGGUGGGUGGUCACCGUGGUGAAGACGUGGCUGUCAAGAUGAUAGAAGUACUGACAACUGACUCUCAGAAACUGCUACACCAGCUGAACACCCUGUUGGAACAGGAGUCUAGAUGUCAGCCAAAGGUCUGCGGCUUGAAACUAAUUGAGUCUGCCCAUGAUAAUGGCCUCAGAAUGACUGCAAGACUACGGGACUUUGAAGUAAAAGAUCUACUUAGUCUAACUCAGUUCUUUGGCUUUGACACGGAGACAUUUUCCCUAGCUGUGAAUUUACUGGACAGAUUCUUGUCUAAAAUGAAGGUACAGGCGAAGCACCUUGGGUGUGUUGGACUGAGCUGCUUUUAUUUGGCUGUGAAAGCGACUGAAGAGGAAAGGAAUGUCCCACUGGCGACUGAUUUGAUCCGAAUAAGUCAGUAUAGAUUCACAGUUUCAGACCUGAUGAGAAUGGAGAAGAUUGUGUUGGAGAAAGUGUGUUGGAAAGUCAAAGCUACUACUGCCUUUCAAUUUCUGCAGCUCUAUUAUUCACUCAUUCACGACACCUUGCCAUUUGAGAGGAGAAACGAUCUGAAUUUUGAAAGACUAGAAGCCCAACUUAAGGCCUGCCACUGCAGGAUCAUAUUUUCUAAGGCAAAGCCUUCUGUGCUGGCGCUAUCCAUCAUUGCGUUGGAGAUCCAAGCACUGAAGUACGUAGAGUUAACAGAAGGAGUAGAAUGUAUUCAGAAACAUUCCAAGAUAAGUGGCCGAGAUUUGACCUUCUGGCAAGAGCUUGUUUCCAAGUGUUUAACUGAAUAUUCAUCAAACAAGUGCUCCAAACCAAACGGUCAGAAGUUGAAAUGGAUUGUGUCUGGACGCACUGCACGGCAACUGAAGCACAGUUAUUAUAGAAUAACUCACCUCCCAACGAUUCCUGAGACCAUUUGUUAGUUGAUAAAUCUGGUUGUUAUUCUCUGUA
Molecule: messenger RNA, 1184 nt
Organism: Mus caroli (Ryukyu mouse)
Lineage: Eukaryota; Metazoa; Chordata; Mammalia; Rodentia; Muridae
Gene: Ccng1
Product: cyclin G1
Source: RefSeq, a predicted model, not a curated record